UUUCGAAAAUGCUAUGCCGCAAUCCCUUAGAGUAGCUUUUCGGCACUAUCUGUUUGAUGGGAAUUUUGCAAUCCCUCUACGAUAGUCCGAACUCCUCGAAAAAGUUAUAGUUUUUAAGAUAUUUUUUAAUUUUUUUACUUUCCUAUAUCGGUAGAUUUUUCUAAUUCUAUAAUAAUAAAUCGUUUCCUUGGUAAAAAUGAGUACCCGCAAAGAGAGAAGGGCACGCCGCUCGGGCAAGGAUGAAACGCCGAAAAUUGAAUUAACUCCAGAACCGCUUGCUCCAGCUCAGGAUUUUCUGGCAGUUCCUAAAAGGGGCGACUCUCCGCGUGAUUUCCGAAGCUUGCAUCGUGAAAAAUCGCCCUUUGAAAUUGGUGAAAAACCAGAUGUGCAGGUUGCGUCCCAAAAAGCAAUCAUCGAUAAAGCAUUGGUUAUGGACAUUUCGGGAGGUGUAACAAAUGUGGAUGAAUAUAUUUCGUUGUUUUUCACGGAUUCCUGCAGUCUUGAUCCAGCCAGUUGUGGUGAUAUUUCUACAGUGAAAAUCGAAAUUGUGGAAGAACAGCCCAUUGAACCUGAAGCACCAAAGCCCGCUGCUGAGCAUGAGAAAACAUUAAGUGAAGCAGAAGCCGAGCUGGCCGCAAAACAGGAAGAACAAGGUAAGUCACCAGAACCCGCUCCAGCGCCCGUCGAGGUAGUUCCCGAGCCUACUCCAGAACCUGUGCAAGAGGAAGUGGAAGAGGAAGAGGAGGAAGAAGAAGAGGAAGAAGUUCCUCCACCUCGUGAGCCGACCCCACCGCCACCACCACCCCCUCGUGAGCCGACACCACCGCCACCUACUCCACCAAAGACACCUACACCCGAACCUGAAUAUGAUUCAGACGUUGAACUGAUUCCACCGAAGGAAGAGUUCGAUCCUUCAGUGUGGAAAAGUGUUGACGACUUAGAAACACAAUUGAAAAAUAGUGAAGAAGAGACGAAAAAGACCAAGGCUAAGGAGGCUAAGGAAGCAUCAAAGGAAUCAUCCAGGCGGGAAUCCACUCACGAGAUGACGGAAAGGGAACGUGAUCUGGAAUGGCAACGUCAACGCCAGUUGAUGCGACCACCUCUGAUUAUCUCUCACUUGAAAUCGAGAGCAGCUCCCAAAGGCUCAACAGUGAAGCUAACUUGCACUAUAUCUGGACCGGGAAUUACGGUCAGGUGGUUCAAGGAUGGUAAUCCUAUUGAGAAAAGUGCAAAGCAUUCUUUCAAGGUUAGCGAAGGUUUACUGAGCUUGGAAAUGGUCAAUGUGGAUUUCUCCGAUCAGGGUGAAUACAGUUGCAUUAUCAAAAAUAAGAAUGGAGAAACCUCAACGUCUACAACUGUGAAAGUGUAUGAAAGCUUUGAAUCCAAGCCCAUUCCUCCCACUUUUAUUUCAAUCAAAGAUGAAUUGCAAACAUCUGCUGAGCCAGAGAAACCUAUUCAGGAUUCGAAACCACCACAACCCGAAGAGAAACCCGCAACAGCUCCAUCGGAAUCAGGCGCUCCUAAAGACAAAGCUUCGGCCACUGCUGAUGUCGUUAAAAAAGAAACAAUCAUUGAUGCCGCUUCAUCCUCAGAGGCAGCAGGUGCAGCUGCCGCGGAAGGGCAAGAACCUCCUAGUUCUGAGGAAGCUGCGCUGCCAGAAUUUCCAAAGUUUGCCGACAAGUUCAAGAGAGAUAAACCGGAACAAUCACCACCCCCUCCUCAGUAUGGCGACGAUUUGGUGAAAUAUCAUCAUAAGAAAAUUUUACACAACCGAGAUAAAUUGCAAUGGUCCGUACACUUGACGAACCGCGCCGGUCUGGCCGGCCGACGAUUCAAGCUGAUGUGUAUGUGCAUCGGAUUUCAGCCCGAAUUGAAAUGGUUCAAGAACAACGAACCCAUCGAGUACGAUGACCACAUUGUCGAUAUGAAUGAUUUGCACCGGGGCGCCUAUGGGUGCAUUUGGAUCAAUGACUUGUGCCCCAGUGAUGCCGGAACGUACAAAUGUGUGGCCUCCAAUGGGUUUGAGGAAAUUGAAACGGUCUGCAAAUUGACAGUGGUAGAUCCCGGUACAAAGUCGAAAGAAUGCGCACCGACAUUCGUACCGCAUCGCACUAGAGAAAUUUUCGACCAAUAUACCAACAUCUUAACCAUCGAACAUUUGAUUGAGGCCAAUCCUCCUCCCACCAUAAAAUGGGUAAAGGGACUUUUCAAUCUUGCAAUGUUUCCUGAUCCUCAUAUCCGAAUGUCACAGCAUUUCGAUGAAGUGGCUGAGCACACCAUUGCCUCUUUAAUAUUUUAUGAUCCCACUUUCAUGGACUCUGGAGACUACGUGUGCACUGCAAGUAAUAGAUUGGGUGAAGCAACGAAUACCUAUAGCCUCAAGUUCUCUAGCGAAGAGGGAUACUUCGAAUGGUUGGCAAAGAAAAGACCUUCGGCAAAACUAAAGCGAGAACUUGAACUCGGCAUUAUUGUAGCAGAGGAUGCUGAAACUUUCGAUCCAGAUGAAAUUUUGGCAAAGGUCGAUGCAGAAUUUGAUGCUGCUUAUGCCCUGCAGCAAGCGGCAGAGAAAGAAAAAGAAGCAACUGAAGAAGCUAGCGAUGACCAGGAAACUAGCGACGACCAAGAAGAAAAAGCCAGCAAACCAUCCCUUGACAAAGCCAAUAUCAAGAAACCCGAGGCAGUGAAACGCAACAUUUCAAAAGUAUCAUCGCUUCCAGAAGUAAGUGAGAUUCCCGAAUUGGAAGAACAAGCUACCUCUUCAGCAGCCGUACUAAAGACCUCUAUUCCAAAAAACGAAAGUGAUCCCAAGCCGGCCCCCCCGGUGGCCUUGCCGACCCAUGAAGAAGAAGUCCUAUACACCCGAAAGAAAACGCAAAUUGAGCUCGAUGUGGAAGAACUUGAACGCCGAAAAAAAUUUGAUUUCGUAUCCCAUAUGCCAAACGUUCGAUUUCCACUGGGUAAAACGUUUAGGCUAUUUUCUUAUGUGAAAUGCCCAGGGGAAAUGACCUCGGAGUGGAAACACGAUGGCCGCGUAUUGAAAGAGGGUUUGCGGUCAUCAUUCAUAACGACCAAAAAUGGCACGUGUGUUCUUGAAAUCGAGAAAUGCAAAUAUCGAGAUGGUGGUGUGUAUACUUGCGUCGCGAAAAGCAAAAAAUAUGGUGAAAUUGAACAGUCGUGCACGGUAACCAUUUAUGAAACGGAAAUCAAAGGGGAAAAACCUAUAUUCACAAAGGUUAUGAAAGAAACAUACAACCCUCUCAAAGAUGAGCUAUAUUUGGAAUGUACCGUACGUGGAGAUCCCACCCCUGAAACAAUAUGGAUUAUCCAAGGCACGUUCAUGCAUAAGUCUACGACGAAGUACUAUUUCCGGAAGUUCGAAGAUGGAAGACAGCAACUGACAAUUUUCCAGCCGAAGAAAGAGGAUAGCGGUCGAUAUGUUUGUCGUGCUCGAAACAGCUUGGAUAAGACCGAUAUGGUGUACUAUUUGAAUUACAAAAAUAGCGAUGAAGAGGUAAUCAAAGUCUUUGAAGAUGAACUGCACAAAAAGACAGAGAAACCUAUCAGCAGUAGACAUUUGCGUGCCAAGGAAUGCGUCUACUCGCCAGAAGAUGAAUACCUAAUCAAAUGGUCUGAAGCUAGAAGUCAGCAUGAGAAAGAAUAUGGGUACAACUAUAAGUUACGCUUUGUGACACGCCUUUUGGAUAAAACCGUUCCAGAAGGCUCCAAUCUCAAGUUCACGUGUUAUGUGGAUGGAAAAUAUCCACAAUUUAUGUGGUACAAGGAUGACAUACCGCUAGUACAAGGCCGCAAAUAUCGACAAAAACAGCGACGCGAUGGAAAAGUAACUUUAGAAGUAGUUAACGUUAGCGAAAAAGAUUCCGGAGUUUACAAGAUAGAGGCCAAAAACUACGCCGGAACGAUUGAGUCCAAAUCCGUGGUCACUGUUUAUCCAAAUCCCUAUACCGAAUUUGUACCUCCCAUCUUUGCAAGCACCAUACUAGAAACUUACUCGCUACAUUCGGAUGAGAUUGUACUGGAAUGCCGUGUAAGAGGAUCUCCGCGACCAAAUAUAGCAUGGAUAAAGGAUGGAGAGUACAUCAUCCCUGGAGAUAAGUACGAGCAGUACGAUCACGCCGAUGGAACCUGCAAGUUGAUUAUAACGAAACCAGGUGAAGAGGAUUCUGGCACCUACACUUGCGAGGCGGAAAGCGGAGGCUGCAGUGAUGCUAUCAGCCAUAAUGUACAAUUUGUUGGAAAGGAGCAGAUCAUGAUGGAACGAACUCACAGCUAUUACCACCGAAAUCCUAAUCUACCGCAUUUCUAUCAAUCUCUAGCAGAUUACUCUAUUCCAUCCGGUGGUAAUAUUUGUUUAGUUGUGGAAGUUCAGGGCAACUGUGAGGUACAAUGGUUCAAGGACAAAUACGAAGUUAAGGGACGACCACCGAAGAUCCGGUUCUACAGCGACGGUACCGGAGUUUUCGCAUUAUGCAUAACGGCCGCAACGAUGGACGCCUCAGGAAAGUACACCUGCAGGGCAACCAAUGCAUUCGGUAAGGCUGAAUCGUCGUCCAAUGUCGACGUUAUAAAUCCAAAUGCAAUCAAGGGAGCCAAACCACCGAUUUUCAUGGCCAGGCCACAACCGGAAAUUAAGAUUCGACAAGGACAGGAAAUUUCGAUGGCGUUCAAGAUUAUCGGUGACCCGAAACCAAAGAUUCAAUGGAUGAAGGGAACCAAGGAUAUUACAAACGCUGCCCGAACGGUUAAGGAAGUUCACAACGAUUUUAUUCGAUUUUCGAUCAAGGAAGCACUGACUACCGACGAAGGAGCGUACUUCAUUGUUGCCAGGAAUCGAUAUGGCAUUGAUAGGUGCUUCACCAAAGUUAUGGUGAAACAUCCCAAGGGUUACAAAAAAGACGCGGACAUAGAAGACCGUGUAACCGAAGUCAAGAAACCUGGCAAAGGCAGAGUAUAAUAGCUCACAUCUGUACCUGCGGAAUGCGGAUGAUGAAACAGUCGACGCCAUUGUUAUGUAAAUGUUAAGCACAUGGUGAAUAUAGAAAUAUUGGCGUAACACUCAGUGGAUAGCUUAUUGAAAGCUUAAUAAAAUACAGUAUUUAAAUAAGUAGAAAAAGAAACUCCAUUGAAUUGAGUCAUGUCUCAAUAAAAAAACUGUAUUAUCUUGUCA
Aedes albopictus (Asian tiger mosquito) is the source of this 5185-nucleotide messenger RNA. RefSeq names its product muscle M-line assembly protein unc-89. The record is from RefSeq and is a predicted model, not a curated record. NCBI's taxonomy places the organism in Eukaryota, Metazoa, Arthropoda, Insecta, Diptera, Culicidae. Gene Ontology annotation, cellular component: plasma membrane. Bases 197 to 4972 code for a protein of 1591 amino acids. Gene Ontology annotation, biological process: homophilic cell-cell adhesion. The transcript is spliced from 8 exons.